UUUCUCUCAAAGGCAUCUUGCAUCAGCCUGUGGAUGUAUGCCUGCCACCAGCCUCCCUUACGGGCAAAGGGGAAAGAGAAGCGCUUCACAACUAAUCCUCCUUUUUGGUUUGGGGGAACUCAGUGGAUUAUAACUGUUUUCUUCUUUCCCAAACUGUGCAGUCCUGGAUGAAAUGACUUCGGGCUGUUUUUAGUUGGGACCUCUGAGCCCCGUCCAAACUACGAGAGUCCCAUCCAAAGGAGAGGAUGGUUUUUCCAAGUGGCUGAAGUUCUCAGGACAGCCAUUUGAGGGAGAUCUCCAAGUGGCCCGGGGUUGAAUGCUCUACAAUGUUUUGAAGCUGUGGUUUGAAUUGUUUUAAAGAAGCUGAAAUAAUUGAAGAAAGGCAGAGGCCAGCUGUUUUUUGAGGACCCUGCUGCAGGGAGACUAUUCUGCACGCAUUGAUUGACACUUCUGUACAGAGAGAAUGGUUUACUACAGAACUCAGCAAUUUAUGGUCCAUGAGCUUUAGUCUAUCUCACCUCCAACCACUUCUAAGAGUGUAGGAGAGAAUUGGGGCCUCUUAUACUGAGAACUGCCUGUCAUGUUGCUGAGAAAUCCUCAUGGAAUUCCUGAAGGCUCCAGUUCCGAUCCCACCUUCUGAGAUGACGCUGCCCCCCAGGAUGCCCUUGGUGCUGCUUCUGCUGCUGCCUAUCUUGAAUUCUGCAAAAGCUCAGGUCAAUCCAGCUAUAUGCCGCUAUCCCCUGGGCAUGUCAGGAGGCCAUAUUCCAGAUGAGGACAUCACAGCUUCCAGUCAGUGGUCGGAGUCCACAGCAGCCAAAUACGGAAGGCUGGACUCAGAAGAAGGGGAUGGAGCCUGGUGCCCUGAGAUUCCAGUGGAACCUGAUGACCUGAAGGAGUUUCUGCAGAUUGACUUGCAUACCUUACACUUUAUCACUCUUGUGGGGACCCAGGGACGCCAUGCGAGGGGUCAUGGUAUUGAGUUCGCACCCAUGUAUAAGAUCAAUUACAGUCGAGAUGGCACUCGCUGGAUUUCUUGGCGGAACCGGCAUGGCAAACAGGUGCUGGAUGGAAAUAUUAACCCCUAUGACAUUUUCCUGAAGGACUUGGAGCCUCCCAUUGUAGCUAGAUUUGUUCGCUUCAUUCCAGUGACUGACCACUCUAUGAAUGUGUGCAUGAGGGUGGAGCUCUAUGGCUGUGUCUGGCUAGAUGGCUUGGUGUCUUACAAUGCUCCAGCUGGGCAGCAAUUUGUACUCCCUGGAGGCUCCAUUAUUUAUCUGAACGAUUCUGUCUAUGAUGGAGCUGUUGGAUACAGCAUGACCGAGGGACUAGGUCAGCUCACAGAUGGGGUGUCUGGCCUGGAUGAUUUCACGCAGACACAUGAAUACCACGUGUGGCCAGGCUAUGACUAUGUGGGCUGGAGAAAUGAGAGUGCCACCAACGGCUACAUUGAGAUCAUGUUUGAAUUUGACCGCAUCAGGAAUUUCACUACUAUGAAGGUCCACUGUAACAACAUGUUCGCUAAAGGUGUGAAGAUCUUUAAGGAAGUACAGUGCUACUUCCGCUCGGAAGCCAAUGAAUGGGAACCUAAUGCUGUCUCCUUCCCUCUUGUCCUGGAUGACGUCAACCCCAGCGCUCGCUUUGUCACGGUGCCUCUCCACCACCGCAUGGCCAGUGCCAUCAAAUGCCAAUACCAUUUUGCUGACACCUGGAUGAUGUUCAGUGAGAUCACCUUCCAAUCAGAUGCUGCAAUGUACAACAACUCCGGAGCCCUUCCCACCUCACCUAUGGCACCUACAACCUAUGAUCCAAUGCUUAAAGUCGAUGACAGCAACACUCGGAUCCUGAUUGGCUGCUUGGUGGCUAUCAUCUUCAUCCUCCUCGCCAUCAUUGUCAUCAUCUUGUGGAGACAGUUCUGGCAGAAAAUGCUGGAGAAGGCUUCCCGGAGGAUGCUCGAUGAUGAAAUGACAGUCAGCCUUUCCCUGCCAAGCGAGUCCAGCAUGUUCAAUAAUAACCGCUCCUCAUCACCAAGCGAGCAAGAGUCCAACUCAACUUAUGAUCGCAUCUUUCCCCUUCGCCCUGACUACCAGGAGCCAUCUAGAUUGAUAAGAAAGCUCCCAGAAUUUUCUCCAGGGGAAGAGGAAUCAGGUUGCAGUGGCAUCGUGAAGCCAGUCCAGCCCAGUGGACCUGAGGGAGUGCCCCACUAUGCUGAGGCCGACAUUGUGAACCUCCAGGGAGUAACUGGAGGCAACACCUACUCAGUGCCUGCUGUCACCAUGGACCUGCUCUCAGGAAAAGAUGUGGCUGUGGAAGAGUUCCCCAGGAAACUUUUAACAUUCAAGGAGAAGCUGGGAGAAGGCCAGUUUGGUGAGGUUCAUCUCUGUGAAGUGGAGGGAAUGGAAAAAUUCAAAGACAAAGAUUUUGCUCUAGAUGUCAGUGCCAACCAGCCUGUCCUGGUGGCCGUGAAAAUGCUCCGAGCAGAUGCCAACAAGAAUGCCAGGAAUGAUUUCCUCAAGGAGAUAAAGAUCAUGUCCCGGCUGAAGGACCCAAACAUCAUCCGUCUCUUAGCUGUGUGUAUCACUGAGGACCCUCUCUGCAUGAUCACGGAAUACAUGGAGAAUGGAGAUCUCAAUCAGUUUCUUUCCCGCCAUGAGCCCCCGAAUUCCUGCUCCAGCAAUGGGCCCACUGUCAGUUACAUCAACCUGAAGUUCAUGGCUACCCAGAUUGCCUCUGGCAUGAAGUACCUUUCUUCUCUUAAUUUUGUCCACCGAGAUUUGGCCACCCGGAACUGCCUAGUGGGUAGGAACUACACCAUCAAGAUAGCUGACUUUGGAAUGAGCAGAAACCUGUACAGCGGUGACUACUACCGGAUCCAGGGCCGGGCGGUGCUCCCCAUCCGCUGGAUGUCCUGGGAGAGCAUCUUGCUGGGCAAAUUCACCACAGCAAGUGAUGUGUGGGCCUUUGGGGUAACUCUGUGGGAGACUUUCACUUUUUGUCAAGAGCAGCCGUAUUCCCAGCUGUCAGAUGAGCAGGUUAUUGAGAAUACUGGAGAGUUUUUCCGAGACCAGGGGAGACAGACCUACCUCCCUCAGCCAGCCAUUUGCCCUGACUCUGUGUAUAAGCUGAUGCUCAGCUGCUGGAGAAGAGACACCAAGCACCGUCCCUCGUUUCAAGAAAUCCACCUUCUGCUCCUCCAACAAGGGGACGACUGACGCUAUCAGUGCCUUCCAGUGUCCUGAGGGCCCAUGUCUUCCUCGCAAGAUCUACCACUCAUCCACGCCUAAGCCACUCCACCUGGACAUUUAGUGGACCUGAGGGACAGAGGCUUGUUUGCUUUGCUCUCUCUCUCUCUGUCCCUCUUUUCCCUCACUCUACUCCCCCACUCCCCACCACUGACUCAUAUAUACUUUUUUUUACAUUAAAGAACUAAAAAAGAAAAAAAGCUUAGAAAAAAUAAAAUAUAGUAAAAGAAAUUUUACUUGAUAUAGCAAGUAUUAGAUAACAAAGGCUAGAAAAUUCAGGUAAUUUAUAAAGGUUAAAUAUGCUUAUGUUUAUACAUGUGCAGAUUUGACAAUAUUUUUUCCACAUCACCUUUUAUGAAGUAUUGUCAGGAAGGAAGACUUGAAGAAUGAUAAAAUCUUGGGAAACAUGAGAUGAGGCACAGGGAAAAAACUUGGUACCCAUGGAGAAUCUGAGGACUCAGCCUUCAACAUCCAAUCAAAUAUGGUUUUCUGAUUUGGCCUCUGGACAUUCUGCAUCUUGUUUUUCCUUCCCUGUCAAAGUGUGUGGUACAUUGUUGAAAAGUCCUAGGUUCUUGGAAUGGCUAUUUUCCUCAUUCAUGGGCAGGGAUCAAGGCUGUGGUUUGGACGUGAAACAGCAGGGAUGUAGACAGGAAAGAAUGUUUGUUGCAAGACUGCGGGAAAUGGAACUGUAAUUACGACUCCUGGAUAGAAUUCUUGAAUAGGUAGUAGACGUAGGAAAGGAACUCUAUGGAGGAUAGGUAACAGGUAUGCUAUUCAUUGUUCCUUUGGGAAGAUCUUCUUUGUCUAGUUCUGACAUUUCCAAAUAUGUAUUUUAGUGAAAUCCUGAUCUUUUUAAUCAGCAAAGUCUGAUUGUUUGUCAUAUCUUCCUAGGAGAUCCUUUGGCACUUCUUGCUCAAAUCUAUCACUUGAAUGGAUGAAUCCUCUGUGGGAUACAUGCAUUGCAGGCUGAGCUUCUCAGGCAUAAAUACCUAAAGGCCAUGUAUAACAGGAAGUAGGAUCUACUCUAGGUGGCCUCAAAAGGUUGAUUUAGGACCAAUGAAGGGAAGCUGCAGGGAGACCUCUAGGGAAGACAUAGGCAGAGUCUGAACAUACAAGGAUGUAUGGUUUGGCCCCAGAUGUGGGGAGUCCUUUGUCAGAGACAAGGGUCAGUUAUAGGCUGAAAAAUGAUGCAAGAAAAAUGGAGAUUUUCAAACACAAGAUAGAUGGCUGCCUAAGGACAUAUUUAAUGUCCUUCUAAAUAAACUUAACAUCCCUUGAUUCCAGUGAAGCAUACAGUUAGCAUCCAUUGCUAUGUUUAUUGCAUACAUUCUUGCUUAUGAUAUGAUACGACCAUCAGAAGAUCAUGACACCCUGGUCUCAGAAUUCAUGAAAAUGAAUGCAGUGUUGAUAGGAGUAACCUGAGAGCAGAAUUUGAGCUUUAAUCUUCCACAAAUCCGCAGAUUCAGUGGAAAGCUGGAAAAGGGGACCCUUAAUUUCCACUGAGGAAAAACCAGGAAAGAUUACAGAUAAGCUGCCCAAAGAAAUGGUUUUGCCUCCUCAGGGCCACCGUGAUUGCUUACCCCUUCCACCUUCUCCGCAGUCUUCAGAAUUUGAGCGCUUCCCCACUUAGCCUUCAACAUAGCUAUUGCUCCAACCACAGCGUAAGCAUACAUCUGAGUCCCACAGACUCAUUUUGUAGGUGGUAUUCUGAUCACAGCAAACACACUUCCUCCAUGGAUGUUCAGUGACUGCACUUUAGUUUCUCCCAGGAUUAAUUUUGGAGAAAUCAUUGGUUUGAGAGGCAAGACAGCACUGGUUGGGGAACUUUGCGCCUCUCUCUGCAUCAAGGCAAGUGUACUAUCUUAGGCAAGUCACUUUAUUUCUCUGAAUUUCAUUUCCUUAUCUGUAAAUUAAGAGCAGCGAAUUAAAUGGUCUCUUCUAGUUCUGGUAUGUUCAGUGUUUGCUGGAAAACUCACGUGGAUUGAACAAUCUUGUUAUCGCCUGCUUUGAAAAUUGGGGCCAGUAAAAAGGUCAUGGGAAAUAUAAUGGCACUAAGAAUGACACUUUCAUUUGUAUACUGCUUUAUAGUUACCAGGUGUUUCCUCAUACCUUAUUUCAUUAAUUAAGGGUCAAACAUCCUUUCUUACAAACUUUCCAUACUCUGAUUGCAAGGUAUUAGCUUUCUUAGAAGGACUUGAAACAAAGACCCAUGGGCUAUUCUCCUUUGUCCUUUAUGUCCCAGGAAAGGUUAUGUCCAGGCCAUGCCAUGCCAUGCCAUUUUAUACAGCAAAACAACACCAUUUUGUCUUCUUUUGUCUAACAAUCUCUUUGGUUUUCACAUUUUAGAAUUCUGUUCCAACUCACUGUAUUCAAUGAUCUCUUAUUUUAAAAUUGUUUAAAUGGAAAUUAGAGUAUCUGUAGUUCCCUGACUUUGAGACACAGAAAUACCUUAUUUUAGGUGGCUGCCAAAUAUGUCUUGUCAUAUACAUGUGUGGGCUUUGUCUUCUGCCACUGAGCCCUUUGUAUUAUAAACACAGGCUUAACUUCUAACCACGUCCCACUCAUAGAGUUUAGCAACACAACUCUGACUCAACAGACUACAUUCUAGUCUCCAGUACAUUUAGUAUGUAGAAUUAAAAAGUAGCUCAAAUUAAAGACAUGGAAGCAGAAUUUGUUUGGAAAAAGAUAGGUAAAUUGAUGGGAAACUGUGGGGCUUUAUUAUCUUUGCAGUAAAUCCCCCUCUUCAUGAUAUAUGUGCAUGAUUUUAUGACACCAUGUGUUUUAGGAUCAUCAGAUCCAAAUUUGUAUGUCUGUGUUGAUGGCUAGAUCCAGAUGUUGACACAUAUAUCUCCUGUAUGAUCAGGUAUGAAUCAAAAAAGGGGGGGCCAUGAUUUUAAAGCUAUGGAAAAUGUAACUCAAGGGUGAUUGAUCAAGGGUAUGCAACAGAGAGUUUUGUGCAAGUGUGGGAACAAAGCAAAGUGGAUGUGUGCAGAAGUAGAUGGGGAGGCUGCAGCAGGUGAGGGAGGAAGAAAGGUAUGUGCCUCGCAAGAAAGUGGAAGCCAAUGAUCUGGAUCUGAUGGACUCCACGAGGAAGCCUAAGAGCAAAUCUCUGAAGAGAAUUGUGACAGAAGCCAGAAAAAGUAAGUGACUUGAAGAUAAAAAAAUAUGAAUGUUGAAAGAAAUUCAGGGUGAUAGAUUGUAGAAGUAUUCAUUCAAGAAGGAAAAGUUAGGUGCAUGAAAUGGAAGAGUUUUUUCUUUUUGAGUUUUAAGAAAGGAGAUAUCCAUUGUGGAAAUAAAACCACACAAUCACCAAAGAAGGACCUUUUCAUUUCAGGGGAAGUGAAUGAGGGAGGCCAUUUGUGAUUUAGACUCAUUCAAGUGCUGAUAGAAGGAAUCAAUCUUUUGCCCGAACUGCAGUGGCUUUCCAAGUAUUGAGCUGGACAUGGAAACCUAGGAACAGCCAGCCUAAGGGAAUUCCUGAAUAUUUAUUUGUGUUCCCUUCUUUUGCUUUUGUUAAUGAAACCCAUUUUCAGUGAUGAGCACCGGUAGACAUGGAGACAGUAAGUUAGACAAGACUAAGCUAUGUGUGAUAUCUGCACAAAAGGUGUGCACCGUUUGUGAAACGUGAGCUUUUCAGUCCCACUCAGACUUCCCAUAAGAAAGCCAUGAAGGAAGUGGGGCAUGUGUUUUGCAUAAAGGAGACUAGAAGGAAGGAAGUGUCUGAAGGAGAAAAAGGAAAGAUGUUCCAAGGAAAUAUACUAAAGCAAAACAGUAUCUAUUUUUCCAAAAAAAAAAAAAAAAAAAAAAAAAGAAGAGAAUUACAAUAUAUAGCUAUGAAGUCUUUGACUUUCUGUUGAAUUCACAGACAUGGAAUUUGCCAUCUUAGUCUUUCCUGUGAGACCUCUCUGUCCUCUGGCAGUGCAGGAUAUGUCCCUAAAGUGUUUGGACCAUGUCAGUCUUGAUCUCCACUGGGAAAUCCUUCAGAAUUGAAAUUUCAGUUUUAAGCAAACAGAUGAAUGUCACUGUCAUGUGGUAAUGUUUUGGAGUGCUGAAUUAGAAAGGAAAAAGAUUGGAUGAUUAAUGGGGAGUCAAUUUCUAAAACUUGAGUUUCCUGCUCCAAUCAGCUGCAAUGUUUGGUGGCAGUAGGAUGGUAUUUGUUUAGUGGCUGUGUCUUUUUUGGAAACAUGUUACAUUGAAAUUUAGACUCACCGGAAGUUAAAAAAAUAUAGACCAGGUUUACCCUAUAUCUAGAUUUUUCUGUGUUGAUAAUAUUUUAGUCUACUUUAAACCAUGAAAUAAUAGUUCAUCUUGAACUAUUUUCAAAACCAGCAAAUUGACAUUAGUGUACUACUACCUAAACUACAGCCUACCUGGAUGUCACCAGUUUUCCCCCGUGUUUGUUUAGUUGCUGUAUUUUUUUUCUGAUUUGUAACCUGGCCUUGCCUGGAUAGAACAUGCAGGAUAAUAUCUGGAUUAACCUGUUCCUUGCUCUAGAUUUUAAAGUUAUUUGUUUGGAUUUGAAACCAUCCAGGAACAACAAGGAAGGAUUAGACAAUUCAAAAGCAGUAAGUCCAUGCUUGUUAAGUAGAAAGCCAGGUAUAGACGGAAUUCUCAGUACUGAAGGUCCUUCAGUUCCUAAUGAGAGACUUUUCCUGGAGGUGAGAUGAGCAGUCGAGAGUGAACCAGUGUUUUGGCCAAGGGUUGGGUGGCAUUUAUUUAAUGGCAUCAGAUAUAGUUUGUGGGAGGAACAGAACAUAAUGGUAUAGAUCACUGAUAUGUGAUAAAAUAUUUUCUUUUCAGACUAGAGAGAAGGUUCAUUUGUUUAAACAUCUGCUCUUAAUUGGAACAGCAACCACAUUGGAUCAAAUCAAAUGCAAACUUGGGGAGACAUUAAAACUCUGGUUCUGUGGAUUACGGCUUUGAGCUUUGUGAUCACCAUUUUAAAGUUGCCCUAUUCAAGAUUAUAAUAGUGCGUCUUGUAAAGUUCUGAGAACAUCUGUGAGCACUUGCCAAAUAUUUUGUGACUGUUGUUUUUGAAUGAGCAGAAGAUGGAAGUGAAAACUUGUUUAUCUAGCAAGGGUGAAUCUAGGAAAAAUUGCUUUGCUGUAACUUAAAUGAUUUAUUUUGAAAUAAGAAAAAAAUGCCCAGACUUGUGUCAGGUGCAGCGUAUCCUACAUUUGUAUCCUCCCUGAUUAUGCAUCAGUGGAAAUGGUUCAUUCUUUCUAGUAUUUAGACAGUGCUGCAAGGUAUCUUAAUAGACACUAGACCAAAAACAGAGACCAGACUCUGGCUCCAAACCCAGCACAUUAAAAUAAGCCUUUUAGUUCUUCCUCUAGAUACCUCAUCUACAACUUUCCAAGCCUCUAUAGGAAAAGGGAUCAGAAUCCCAAGGUAGCCCAUUCUCAUUUACAAUCAUAACUACAUGUCCAGGAAAAUUUUGAAAAGACCCACACACAUGUAAUUAUUUUCAGUGCAAAGUCAUUUUCCUAAAGAGAGGCACUGAAAUAACUGGCAGUUGUGAGGAUUCCUGCAAACACAUAAAGCUUCUAAUGCAGCCUGUCUUAACAGUUAUUUACUAUUUAUGCUAUCUUAGUUGUCUCACAUUUUCUGAUGCUGACUUUCUGAGGACUGGGGUUCUGCAGCUGUGUGGUAUGCUCUAGGCGAGGGAACAUCUGGACUUUAUUUUGCAGGCUUUGAAGGAUUAUGUGUCUUGUCAAGGGGUAAAUAGCAAAUGAGUUUGAUUUCUGCUUAAAACUAUCCUAGACAUUCCAAAAUAUGUAAAAUUUUUCUGUAUUAGGAAAUGAAACAUGAUACCAAUUGUAUAUUUUCUUUUCUUUAUUUAUUCUCUGUAAGUCUGUCAGAUGAUAAAUUGUAAAUAACAAUGAUUAAAGAGUCAUGCUAC
Molecule: messenger RNA, 9141 nt
Organism: Octodon degus (degu)
Lineage: Eukaryota; Metazoa; Chordata; Mammalia; Rodentia; Octodontidae
Gene: Ddr2
Product: discoidin domain receptor tyrosine kinase 2
Exons: 21
Coding region: 600-3209 (869 amino acids)
Biological process (GO): cell surface receptor protein tyrosine kinase signaling pathway; positive regulation of kinase activity; multicellular organism development
Cellular component (GO): signaling receptor complex; membrane
Molecular function (GO): protein tyrosine kinase collagen receptor activity; collagen binding; ATP binding
Source: RefSeq, a predicted model, not a curated record